Messenger RNA from Ochlerotatus camptorhynchus, 1420 nucleotides. Its product is annotated as insulin-like growth factor-binding protein complex acid labile subunit. Lineage: Eukaryota; Metazoa; Arthropoda; Insecta; Diptera; Culicidae. Bases 72 to 1385 code for a protein of 437 amino acids. The record is from RefSeq and is a predicted model, not a curated record. Gene Ontology annotation, molecular function: protein binding. The transcript is spliced from 2 exons.
AAAACUGGUAGCAUUGAUAGCACUCGGUUUAGUUCAUGUGAAUCGUCCGGUAGUUGAACAACAUAAAAGAAAUGGCGAUUGCAGCAAAGCUUCUCACUAUAGUCAGCUUAAUUUAUCUCAUUUCCACUUCACACGCGAGGGACUACAAGUGCACGUACGAUGAAGAUGAGCUGUGUGUAUUUCGUGGUGUUCAGUUAAAGUCACCUGAUCAAUUUACUGCAACAUCCUUCUCUGCAAACGGAAAGCCUCCUCGAGAAGUUAAAUUUGAACUGUCUUCGAUGACUUCAGUGCCAGUCGGAGUAUUCCAAGCGUUCCCAAACGUUGAACUACUCGAUGUCAGCUUCAGUGGCAUGAAAAACCUACCUAAAGGUUCAUUCGCUUCUGCCAAUAACGUCAGGGAAGUCAACGUAAUCGGGAACAAAAUUCAACUGUUGGAAAAUAAUCUCUUCGAAGGAGCAGCUAAGAUUAACAGCUUUGACGCCUCGCAAAAUAGCAUCAGUGAAAUUCAGGAAAACGCAUUCAACGGAUUGAGUCAACUAACAGUACUGAAGCUGGAUAACAAUCAAAUUACAACGCUUCCAAACGGGGUUUUCACUCCAUUGAUGUCACUGGAAAGUGCUGAUUUACAGCAUAAUUCUCUAUCCAAAAUUGAUGACUCACUAUUUGAAAGCUGCACAUCUCUAGUCUCCCUGAACGUUUCUCACAAUGCUCUUCAAAAGUUUGAGCUAAAACAAUUCCAACGAGAAUGGUCCGUGGACUCCAUCGACAUAAGCUUCAACCGGCUCAAAGCAGUCAGCAUACCCAAUAAUCUCAAAAAACUCGUUGCAUCGAACAAUCAACUGCAAUCGGUUCAAGUUCUAGGAAAGGACCCCCAGCUUAUAUUCCUCCGUUUAUCUCACAAUAAACUUACAAGCAUGGACCAGAUACCCAGCUUCAACAAAAUCGUAACCCUAGACCUUUCAUACAAUGACAUAGAGACAGUUGAUUUUAGCUCAGUGACCAAGUUCAAGAACCUGAUUUUGCUUAAAUUGGACGGCAAUCGACUGUCAACGGUAUCUAACUCGCUUACCACCGAUUGGACCUACCUGAAAUACGUUCAUUUAUCACAUAAUCAAUUGACUCAGUUGAAUUUGGACGUGCUCAAGACCCUGCCAAGGAUUAUCACGCUGAAUUUGAGUUACAAUAGGCUAACCGAACUGCAAGCUAAGGAUAUCAGUGAUAAUUUCCAGGUCAUGGUGCGGUUGAUGAUUCAAGGAAACGAUUUCAAGUGCGAUAAUAUUGCUGCUCUGGUGAAGGAUCUCAAAUAUGCCAUGGCUGAACACAAGGUUACCGUUGAUCAGUGCAAACGAGGUCAACGGUUGAUGAGUGGAAUUUGUUGUUCGUAAGUUGUGAGCAUAGAGCAGUUUGUUUUCUACGUUGU